AUGUCUCUUCAAGAUAAGGUCGUCGUCAUCACCGGUGGCUCCAAGGGAAUCGGAAAGGCCAUUGCCCUCGACGCCGCCUCGAAAGGUGCCAAGGUCGUUGUCAACUACAGCAGCGACUCUGCCGCCGCCGACGAGGUAGUCAAGCAGAUCGGCGGGGAACGCGCCAUUGCCGUCAAGGCAGACAACUCCAAGCUGCCAGAAUUGCAAAAGCUCGUUGACGCCACCGUGGAGAAAUUCGGCCGCAUCGACAUCCUCAUCCCCAAUGCCGCUAUGAUGCACAUGCGCACUGUCGAGAACACCACCGAAGAAGAUUUCGACAUCAUGUUCAACACCAACGUCAAGGCGCCAUACUUUUUGACUCAGAAAGCGCUUCCUCACAUGUCCGAGGGCGGCCGGGUCAUUUUCAUCUCGACCACCGUUCUCGCCUCCAGCAAUCUCCCACCACCAUACCUGCUUUACGCCUCUACGAAGGGAAGCAUCGAACAGAUGACAAAGUACAUGUCCAAGGACCUCGCGAAGAAGGGCAUCACGGUUAACGCGGUUGCCCCGGGCCCGACCGGCACGGAUCUGUUUUACAAGGAUAAGACGCCGGAGAUGAUCAAGCACGUCACGGCCGGUAGCCCAUUCGGCAGGAUUGGUGAGCCCGAAGAAAUCGCGGCGGUCGUUUUGUUCCUCGCUAGCAAGGAGUCUGCUUGGGUGUCAGGUCAGGUCAUUCGUGUGAAUGGAGGAACAGCAUAA
This is a messenger RNA of Colletotrichum karsti, 738 nucleotides long. RefSeq lists its product as uncharacterized. The transcript has 2 exons. Bases 1 to 738 code for a protein of 245 amino acids. The record is from RefSeq and is a predicted model, not a curated record. Lineage: Eukaryota; Fungi; Ascomycota; Sordariomycetes; Glomerellales; Glomerellaceae.